This is a messenger RNA of Castor canadensis (American beaver), 427 nucleotides long. The record is from RefSeq and is a predicted model, not a curated record. NCBI's taxonomy places the organism in Eukaryota, Metazoa, Chordata, Mammalia, Rodentia, Castoridae.
GUUGCCGCCCGGCCCGGCUCGGCCUUGUGCUCACGUCCGCGCCCUCCGGGGCCCGCGCCCCAGCCCGACCCGCGAGACCCCGGCCCGACCCCGGCGCCCGCACAAGAUGUCGGCCCGGACGCCAUUGCCGACGGUGAACGAGCGGGACACUGAGAAUCACACAUCUGUGGAUGGAUACACUGAAGCACACAUUCAGCCUACCAAAUCAAGCAGCAGACAGAACAUCCCCCGGAGUAGAAACUCCAUGACGUCAGCAACAGAUGAACAGCCUCACAUUGGAAAUUACCGCUUACAAAAAACUAUAGGAAAGGGAAACUUUGCCAAAGUGAAAUUGGCUAGACAUGUUCUAACUGGUAGAGAGGUUGCUGUGAAAAUAAUAGACAAAACUCAGCUAAAUCCUACCAGUCUACAAAAGGUAUUUAAUUAA